GUUGAGAACUGUCAACAUUACAGAGACAACAUUCCCAAGACUACGAAUAAGACUUCUGGAACCGUUUCUACUCUCCAAAGCUUCCGCACACCACAUUUUCAUUAUCCUUGGAAACUACAGCUAUAUCAACAGCCAAUAUGAAGGUUGUGGGACCUACCUGCGCACUGAAGAGCAAGGUUGGCGGCGAGGACAUGGUGCGGUGCCUCUCCGACCAUAGCCUGGCCAUCUCCAAAUGCAAAAUCCCACUGCUGGACGAGCAGAUGACCGUGUUUCUGCAGGACAUGAAUAGCUGCUAUAGCAAGCUGAAGGAGCUGGUCCCCACUCUCCCGACCAACAAGAAAGCUAGCAAGGUGGAGAUCCUCCAGCAUGUCAUUGACUACAUCUGGGACCUGCAGGUCGAACUGGACGAACCAGAGAAGAGUCGUCAGCAAAACAGCGUGACCCGCACACCACUGACCACCCUGAACGCAGAGCUGACCAGCAUCACUGUCGAGAAUGGAUGCUCGGAUGACAGAGUCAUGUGCCGCUAGAUCUCCCGGAGCUGAAGCCCAACAUUCCAGAACGAACAAGGUUACUUUAUGUGACAUGUGAUCACAACCAAACCUUGGGUCAAAUAGGGAAGUUGAAAACUCCCAUGCUAGAAAAGACUGUCGAUGGACAUUCUCAAGAAGAGAGUAGCUGUCACUCAAGGCCUUCAAUCCACUCCCAGGUCUCUGAUCUCAUAGAGAUGAGUGGGUCCAAAUAGACUGUGUUAGCCCGAGGACCAUGGCAGUUUCUGCAAACAGCUUAUGUUGUUGUUGUGUAGAGUGU
This is a messenger RNA of Esox lucius (northern pike), 810 nucleotides long. It is a transcript of the gene id1, whose product is annotated as inhibitor of DNA binding 1, HLH protein. Gene Ontology annotation, biological process: circadian regulation of gene expression; cell differentiation; negative regulation of transcription by RNA polymerase II. The record is from RefSeq and is marked provisional. Lineage: Eukaryota; Metazoa; Chordata; Actinopteri; Esociformes; Esocidae. Gene Ontology annotation, cellular component: nucleus; cytoplasm. Gene Ontology annotation, molecular function: protein dimerization activity; transcription regulator activity.